Molecule: messenger RNA, 301 nt
Organism: Protopolystoma xenopodis
Lineage: Eukaryota; Metazoa; Platyhelminthes; Monogenea; Polystomatidea; Polystomatidae
Source: the annotation of a GenBank genome assembly
UUUAGUACUUGAUUCUUAUUCGUUAAUUUCAUCCUUUUAUUACCAUAAUUUUUCUUGUAUCAGGUUUCGAAGCCUCUGUACUGUUUUCCUACGCGACGCAAUGGGAUUUUUGCUUGUCUUCGAUCUGACUAAUGAAAAGAGCCUGCUUAAUUGUCGUGAUUGGAUGAGCUUGCUCUGCCAACACGCCUACUGUGAUCGACCUGAUGUUGUGUUGGUCGGAAACAAAGCAGAUCUCACAGAGGAACGCACCGUCACCCUGUCUAUGGCGAAUGUGGUUGCUAGAGAGCUAGGAUAUGCUUGA